Molecule: messenger RNA, 1504 nt
Organism: Cataglyphis hispanica
Lineage: Eukaryota; Metazoa; Arthropoda; Insecta; Hymenoptera; Formicidae
Exons: 3
Coding region: 113-991 (292 amino acids)
Source: RefSeq, a predicted model, not a curated record
UGGGGUGCGUUCGGAAAUUCUACUCCUGAGAUAAAGUAGUAUUGAAUUGACAAGAAUGACAAGGAAAUCUUUGCUCCUUUUCUUCCGAUAAUUCAUUAUAUCAGUCAGCAAAAUGAGUUCCAGUACCCUUACUGCAAGAGCAGAGCAAUACUUUUAUAGUAUUAAUCCUAUAGCUCAGAGAAUUGGUGAAGAUAUAACCGCGACGAAGGAAGCUUAUGAAGGGUUAUGGAACACCUUGAGCACAGCAGAGCGCAAUCAAGCUAUCAAUGAAACUAUAAUUCAGCCUGAGGUAGCUUUAAAGUAUACCUUGAAGAAGGUCGAGUUGACUAAAGAAUUACCAGAAUGGUAUCCAAAAUUGCGCAUACAGACGGGAAUGAAAUAUGUUAUAGAUGAAACUGGUUCUACAUUACGAUGGCGGGACGAGCACUCUGCGCCAUUUUCAUUUAUGACUCAGUCACAGAUGAAUCUCAAUCUUAUUGAUUCUAAUGAAGAUGUGAAAUCUAAAUCGAUGAGAACCUAUUUCGGAGAGUCGCCACAUUUUUCGAGUCCUGUGAAGGCACAAAGAAGCAACCCUUGUUCAAUGAAUAACAGCUACAACUCUGCACACCAAAUCAGCUGUUAUCAGACGGAUUGCUACACCACUAGUCUAUUCGAAAAUAGUCAAUGUAGCGAUUUAUUGACAAAUAGACUUGAUAGCGAACAUUCUGAGAGUAUAUUUGCUAAACUGAUUAAUAAAACUUCUUUGUUGAAAUUACAAAGUAAUAUCGAGGAUGAUAUGGAAAGUUUGAUGAGGGAAAGAGAUUCUGAUACAGAUAAAAGUCAAUCGAAUACUGUGGUAAUGUCGCGAACAAAGUCGAGCGAUAUAAACGAGUCAACUGCUCUGUUAGAAACACCUAGUUCCUACAGCAGUUUUCAAUCAUCCCAAUUAAAUCAAGAAGAGGAAGAGAGAAGUAUACCAAAGACUGGAUUUGAGUUUCUUGAUAAUUGGUAAAUUUAUUGCAUUAUAGGAAUAACUUAAUUUUCUCUGCAUGCGCUUUUAUUAUAUAAAGGAUAUUUCCAUAAUAUUCUAGGAAUAUAAGAUUAGGAACUAGGAAUAUAAUUUGAUAUGUAGAUACAGAUAUUUGAGCAAUGUAUUUGAUCUGCUUAUUGCUGCGUGUUGUAUAAAAAUGAUCAAUGAAUGUAUGUGUAAGUCAAAGUAUAUUUAUGUACAAGAAAAUGGAAUAUUUUUUUAGUAUCGAGAUUUUUUAAUACGAUUUUUUAUAUUUUAUAUUUUAUAACUUAAUUUUAUUUUUACGAUAUAUUACCAGAUACCAUUUACAUAUAUAACAGAUGAUAUAAAGAGGAUUAUAAAUAAUCUUCAAAGACUGAAAAAAAUAAUUUCCAGUAGAAUAUUUAUGAUCUCUUAAAAGACCUAAGCCUAUCUAGAUUUUGAUAGACACACAACUAUGUUAUGUAUUGCUUAGAUAUUGAACAAUAUGUAAUCAGUUUAAAUUUGUUACCUUUU